Molecule: messenger RNA, 4422 nt
Organism: Closterium sp. NIES-65
Lineage: Eukaryota; Viridiplantae; Streptophyta; Zygnematophyceae; Desmidiales; Closteriaceae
Source: the annotation of a GenBank genome assembly
AUGAGGCGCGUGGGGCUCCUCCACUUCCACGGCUUCCUCAACGCCCUCGCCUCCGACCCCAUGCCGCUGCAUGUUCAGUGGGUGUGCUCGCUGCACUUCCAGUGCUUCCUCACCAGCCUCGCCUCACAUGCCUUGCCUCUCCACAUUCAGCGCCUGCGCUGUCGAUGCAUGUUCCACGCCCUCACCUUCCUGCCAGCCGUCCAUGCCACCGCACAGCUGGCCAUCCAACGGCUACGAUCAGCCGCUGGGGUGCUGCCACGUGUGCAAGAGCAGUGGAUGGAUGGCGAGGAUGAAGCAGGGAAUCGCGGUGCUGGGAAUGGGGAAAAUCAGGGCAAAAAAUAUGAAAGAGAAAAGAUGGAAGGCCAGGUUGAGAGUCAGGUGAGAGCUCAGGUGAAAGGUCAGGUGAAUGACACAUCUGGGCAAGUGCAGUCAGACAUAGGCCAUGUGGGCCCUCGAGAGCCAGAGCCCCCAGCAGGCAUCCCUCGCUACGUGGCGGCUCACAUCCCCUUUGACGCCGUCUCAGCCGCCUACUCCCUCUGCUCCUUCACCGCUCGCCACCACCACAACGACUACCACAACCAAACCCAAGACCAGAACCAACACGACAAUCAGUACGAGCAGCAGGGCCAGGGCCAAGAGCGGGACGAGGCGGAGGAGGAGUUGGAGGAGGUGAGGGACAUCCGGCGCCUGCUGUUCCCCGUGCUGCACGCGUACGAGCAGCAGGGCCGCCUCAACGCCCCCGACUGGUACCGCCGCAUCGGCCGCUGCCCCGUCGCCCCUGAGGAGGCGGCGCUGGUGCUGGCCGGCAUGGGCGUGGGGAGAAUGCGCCCGCUGUUCCUCGUAGGGGUGUCCGCUGAGCCGUGCAGUCUGGUGCUUGGGGGUGAAUCGGUGCUGAGCGGUGGGGAUGGUGGGAUGCAGGGUGGGAGGGAGGAAGAGUGGCGGGAGGAGGAGGGGUGGCGAGGGGCUGCGUGGGAGCAGGAGGAGCAGGAGGGGCGGAUGAGGGCGCAGCAGGAGCAGCAGCUGAGGGGGCCGGGCAGGCGGUGGUUCAACGGGUGCCGGCGGUUGGAGGCAGUGCGAGCGCUCUUCCCCUUCCUCUUGUCCAUCGAUACCCUCCUCUCCCCUCUCGAGAUCGCCCCCUACUCCCACUCGCCUCUCCUAAUCACCGCCCUUGAAACCAUUGUGGCCAGCGAAUCAGAUCUCUUCCUUGCCGCGGACGGCAGCAGCCAGCUGGCAGCGCUCGUGGCCGGGCGGCGCAUGUACUUCGGAUCCAGAUCUGACAAAAAAUCUGGUUACCAGCAUGGUUACAGGCCGUCUGUGCGUAUCAACCGCGCACAGCUGGCGGAGGAUCUGGGCGGCGGGAAAGAUUUGCGGGCGGGGGAAGAGUGGAUUGGGGAUGCGGAGGAGAGGAUAAUGGAGUGGGAGGAGGUGGAGGAGCGGGUGAGGGCGAUGGUGGGGGAGAGCAAGAGUGUGAGGAAGCGGAGGGUGUCUCGGAGUGUGUACAGGCAUCCUCGCGACGAGGCAUGCAUGUGCUUUGGGGAGGGGGGGAAGAGAGGCGAGGAGGUGGGGAGUGAGGAGUGGGGAGGUACUGGAGAAGAGAGGGGAAGGAAGAAGAAGCUGCAAGGGAGGGAGGUGAGGGGAGGGGGGUUAGGCAGGGCAGAUGUGGGAAGAAGUGGUGAUACUGGGUCUGGCAAGGGGUUGGAUGAUGGAGGGAGGUGGGAAGAGAAGGGGGAAAUAAGGGCAAAGAGGAGAGUGGGUAAGGAUGGGGGAAGCAAUGGGCCUGCCAAGAGGCAAAGGCUUCGAGGUGUGGUUGGGGGACGAGGGGUGAGUGUUGGUGUGGAUGAUGAUGAUGAGGAGGAUGAAGGGGAGGAUGGGGUUGAGUCUGGUGAAAGCAACAUGGAUAGGGAUGAAGAGGAAAGGGAAGUGGAAAGGACAAUAAGACUUCAUGCGAAUGGCUUCAUUCUCCCCGUUCUUGCCUCCCUCCCCUCGGAGCCUGUACGACUUUGGCAGCAACCUGCUCACCCUCAUGCUGAGGGAUUUUUUAGGCGCCUCAAGGAUGAGGGUGAGGCGGCCUCAAGGACCUUCUUGCCUCCCUCCCCUCGGAGCCUCCGCCCACCUCUCCCUCCGCUCCCAUCAAUGCAUGUACGACUCGGCAGCAUGCUGACGCGCGUGCUGAGCGGCGGCGACAUGUCGAGCUUGCCUACCGUCUCGGCCCAGGUGUCUCUCCAACGUUUCAAGCCCCCCUCUCUCCUCCACCACCCCCCGCCUCUCUUACCUCCCUCCCUUCAGAGCCUGUACGACCUGGGCAGCAAUCUGCUCACGCGCGUGCUGAGCGGCGGCGACAUGUCGGGCAUGCCCACAGCGUCUGGCGAGGUGUCGGACCUCGUCGGCCGCCCGCUCUUCUUCGCCCUCCACAACUGGUUCCUCGAGCUAGGAGGCGUGUACCGUCUCGCCUUCGGCCCCAAGGCCUUCGUGGUCAUCUCUGACCCAGUCGUUGCGCGCCACGUGCUCAAAGAGAACCCCUUCGCCUAUGACAAGGGCAUGCUGGCGGAGCUGCUGGAGCCCAUCAUGGGCAAGGGGCUCAUUCCCGCUGACUUUGACACGUGGAAGCAGCGCAGACGAGCCAUCGUGCCGGGCUUCCAUGCAGCAUAUCUGGAGGCCAUGGCGCUGGUGUUCUCAGAGUGCUCCAAGCGAUCGGUGGACAAGCUGCAAGCGCUCUGCGACCAGGCUGGAGCCGCCGCGGGGGGUGAGGGCGUGCGCAUGGACAUGGAGUCGGAGUAUUCGUCCAUAGCGCUGGACAUCAUUGGCAUCUCCGUGUUCAACUAUGACUUUGGGUCCGUGACGCGCGAGUCGCCCGUCAUCAAGGCCGUGUAUGGGACACUGUCGGAGGCCGAGCACCGCGCUACGUUCUACAUCCCCUACUGGAACAUCCCCUUUAUAAGCCUGGUGGUGCCGCGGCAGAUGAAGUUCCAGCAGGACCUCAAGGUGAUCAACGACUGCCUCGACGACCUCAUCACCCGCGCCCGCGCCACCCGCCAGGAGGACGAUCUAGAGGCGCUGCAGCAGAGGGACUACAGCAAGGUGCGGGACGCGAGUCUGCUGCGCUUCCUGGUGGACCUGCGCGGGGAGGACUGUGACGACAAGCAGCUGAGGGACGACCUCAUGACCAUGCUGGUGGCCGGGCACGAGACCACCGCUGCCGUGCUCACCUGGGCUACUUACAUGCUCUCUCAGCACCCGCGUGUGCUGGCGAGGCUACAGGAGGAGGUGGACGCAGUGCUGGGCGACCGGCUGGCCACGCUGCAAGACAUCAAGUCCCUCGAGUACACCCGCCUGGUGGUAUCAGAGGCUCUCAGGCUCUACCCCCAACCGCCGCUGCUCAUUCGCCGUGCGCUGGCCAAUGACCAUCUGCCAUCUGGGUACAAGGGCAAUCCCGAGGGCUACAACCUUCCCAAGGGCACCGACCUCUUUGUCUCUGUGUUCAAUAUCAACCGUUCGCCGCACUAUUGGGAGAAUCCGGAGGAGUUUCGGCCGGAGAGGUUCUUGGAGAGGAGGAGCGGCGACGGUAUCCCCGGGUGGGAUGGGUACGACCCUGACCGGCUGGCAGGGGCUCUCUACCCCAACGAGAAUAGGCGUACACUCCCACACUCCCCACCACUCCUUCCUUCCCUCCAGGUGGUCUCUGAUUUCGCCUUCCUCCCUUUUGGUGGCGGCCCGCGCAAGUGUGUGGGCGACCAGUUCGCGCUGAUGGAGUCCACAGUGGCGCUCGCCAUGAUCCUCCGCCGCUUCAACGUGCGCCUCGACGGGCCGCCGGAGGACACCGAGAUGGUCAUGGGAGCCACCAUGCACACCAAGUCCGGGCUCUGUCAAGCGAACACGCCUGUGGCACAGGCGACGGCAUGUCAAGGGAGCGUGUCUGCGGCACGGAAGGUGGAAUAUCAAGCGAACGCACCUGCGGCACUGGGGAUGGCAUGUCGAGUGAGGGCGUCUGCAGCAUCGGAGAUGGGAUGUCGUCAAGAGGUCGCGCUCGGGGAGCAGCUGUCCAGCCGGCGAGCAAUGGAGUGUAUGCUGCUGCAUGCACUCUCUGCUGCCCUCACAUUCUCGGCUGUCCUCACACUCAGCAAGGGAGCGCGAGAGAGCCAGUGCCAGCGCAGCAUUGGUGAGAAGCUGGUCGUUGAGAGGCGUGGCUGGGAGGCAGGAGAGCGAGCGGCGAUGCACUCCCACAGGGCGACGCAUGCGCGGUUGGGUCGGUGGCGACGGGGAGAGAAUGGGCGUAUUGGGAGGGGAGCGAAGGCCCGAUCUGGGAGGCGGGUUGUCUACGGGAGAAGGGAGGAUCGCAACCUUCUUGCUGCUUCUGCUGCUGCUGCUGCUGCUGCUGCUGCUGCUGCUGCUGCUGCUGCUGCUGCUGCUGCUGCUGCUUGCUAG